Molecule: messenger RNA, 2979 nt
Organism: Lactuca saligna
Lineage: Eukaryota; Viridiplantae; Streptophyta; Magnoliopsida; Asterales; Asteraceae
Source: the annotation of a GenBank genome assembly
AUGUCGUCGUUGAUCAAUCGAAGUGGAAGAAGUAGAAAGAAAAGCGAGAGGAUAUUACUAAAAACGACAUUCAGCAAAUUCACUAAUGAAGAAUCCAAUCCAUUGCUUAUUGAUAUUGAAGAUGCAGACAAUGAAGGAAACGAACUAGUACAACCUCAGAUUAGAAGAGAAGGACAGAAGAAGUUUUCAACACCUAAGAAGAAAACUAAAAAUCAAACUAUUGGUGUGGGGGAACGUGUUAAUCGCACACCAGCUCAUUCAAUGCGAAGGGAUCUUAAAAUUGUAGUUUUGAGCUCAGAUUCAAGUUUCAUUGAAAGUUAUGACUUGACAGAAGACAGUGGAUUAAAUAGGGAAAAUGAAUUGAGAACAAAAAGACGUUUUGAUAGAUGUAAAACAAAAGGUGAUGAAGUUGUUGUUAUAAACUCAUUUUCAGGAAAAGAUAAUGUUACUGUCAAAAACCUUGACGAAGAUGAAGACUCUGAUUUUGAGGCAGACAUAACCGUGGUAACAAGGAAAAAGAGAAGGCAUCAUACUUCAUUCAAAGAUGAUGACAAAGAAAAUGUGAAGAAAUUUAAAAGACAAAGGAAUAAAGAAGGAAAUGUGUUGAAGCCAAGAAAACAUCCUAAAGUUGUAGCAAGUGGUGCAGAAGAAGCUAAGCGAAUACAAGUACGGACAUCUCCAAAUGUUUUGUACAGUUGUAUGCAUAACCUUAGCAAGGAACAGGAAGGUUAUAUUUCUUCUAUUGGUUUGGGGAAUUUGUUGAAGAUGAAAGUGGAUGAGUGUGCAUCAAUUAUGGGGCAUUAUAUUGUAAGGAAUUUUAACGCAGAUAGGAUGGUACUCAAACUUCAUCAUGGAGAGAUACCAAUCAAUCGGCAAGUUAUUCACGAAAUGUUGGGUCUGCCUCUGGGACAUGUUACAAUAAAGUCUAUGCCUUAUAGAGAAGUCACAGAUGACACGAUAACUGUUUGGAGAAAACAAUUCGAAGAUGAAGAUAAUAUUAGACCAAGGGCAGUUCAACAAGUUAUUAUGCAGUCAACACGUGCGGAUUUAAUGUUUAAAGUAAACAUCUUUGUCCUGUUGUGUAAUACACUAGGUCAGUCGAUGAGCAUGGGCACGUGUGACCUGUCGAUGUUAUCAAAAGUGACUAAAGAUCUGGAUCUAAGUGACAUUGAUUGGUGUGGAUAUGUUUUUGAUUGCCUUAAGGAGACAAAAAGUGCGUGGAAUCCAAACAGCAAAAAAGGAUUCUAUGUUGGGCCAAUUAUAUUACUGCUGUUGCUAUACGUAGAAAGUGUUCGAUGCGAUUCAGUGAAGAUUGUACGAUGCAGACCAGCAAUAUGUUGUUGGAGUGUUGAUAAACUACGUGAGCGAGAAAGAGUAGAGUGUAGGACAAUUGGUCUGGGUAUGGGUGAAUUGCAAGAUCCAUUUCAAUUCAUCAAUGAAGCAUCGGGAACUGACAACUGUUUCAACAAUAAAGGAGAUGUACGACAUGAUAUUGCAGCAAAAGAAAGUGUUGGAAGAAAAAUAAAUGAUGCUGUCAAGAAAUAUCCUGAUAAUCAGUUGGUCAAAGAAUGGAAAAACAAAGUAAAUGAUUUGUUUACUGAAGUUUCUGCAUCAGAGGAACCAGAACAAUCUCAAUGGUGGUAUGAUAACGAGGCUGAAAUUGAACGUACGCUGAUUCUAGCUACAACUAACAAACAGUUUGACAACUCCGCGUUAGCAAAAUGUAGUAUUCAAAUGUCACAGGAAUAUGCAGAUUUCGCGAAUAGAUCUGGAACAAAAUCUUUUAAGAAUACACCACCAUCUAAAAUGGAAAUGCCAAUUCCUUUGUCUGUAGUACCAUUCAACAAAGAUGAACAUUGGGUUAGUAGAAGAGGGUACAGGCCUCGCAUGAAAUCCGAAUAUCUGAAAUCUCCUUACGUUAUACGGGCUGUUGAUAUCAUCAAAGGAGUUCCACGGCAGGAAAAACGUGUAGCAGAAUGGAUAUUCUCUCUCCAGGGAGAUCCAAAUGAUAUAGUUUUCCACACUCUGGAUGGGUUUUCUGCACAGAGGUUUCAUAUGGAAAGUUUUUUUCCAACAUGUGAACUAUUUGGCCAUGUCAUUGAUUGUUGGAGUCAAGUGUUGAAUCUUGAUGAAAGUAAGCGUGCACCUGAAUCGCCCCUGAGAGUUUAUUGCAAGACAGAUGUGACGAAUUCGUAUCUAGAAAGUGGUUUAACAGAAAGUCAACGUAAAGAUAAAUUCAUUGAGAAUUUGGUGCUUUCUAUUGAAGAUAUGGACGCAAGCCUACGUUUUGUUGGACUGCUUUUCCUACCAAUCAUCCGUUCCUUCCACAUUUUCCUUUUUGUGAUCAAUCUACAACAACCAGAGUUUGUAAUCGUUGACAACAGCAAAGUUGAUGAUCCUGAUGGUGAGAGAUAUGGUCAGUUGCCCCAAAUCAUUAAAGAGUACAUAGUUGAUUACUUAAAAUCUCAGAAUCAUCCAAAAGCUGAGAUGUUUUCACAUGUGAUGCCACAUAGACUGGAAAUGCCUUGGAGAACAAUAAACAACAGCAUUGAUUGUGGUGUGUUUACGAUGCGUCACAUGGAAACAUAUAUGGGGGGAAGUAUGAAUGAGUUUAAAGCUGGAUUCAAGAACGAGUCUUCUGCACAAGAUGAUCAACUUGUUAAACUGAGGACAAAGUAUUUAUACAAAAUACUCACUCAUGAAUAUAAUGUGCAAAAGGAUUAUGUGCUGCAAAAGGUUGAUGAAUUCCACAAGAUUCCUUCAAAACAACGUUCUCAAAUGUUGGCCAUUGCAAAGGAAGAAAUUCACAGGAGAUUGGAUGUUUUAAGUUAAUUGUUUUAAAAAGUAAUUUUAGUUAUGACUUUAAUGGUUUCUUUUGGAUGGAUUAAAAACAAUGCUUUUGUAUGCUAAGGAUGUUAACUUGGGUUGCUGUACGUACAAUACUUACUUUUGGUUUGCUAAUUUAGUAAUGGACUAGUG